Molecule: messenger RNA, 6747 nt
Organism: Zootoca vivipara (common lizard)
Lineage: Eukaryota; Metazoa; Chordata; Lepidosauria; Squamata; Lacertidae
Source: RefSeq, a predicted model, not a curated record
AUUGCAUUUUGCUUCCUGGUGUCGGACUCUGGACUCUGGGCAAAAGACUCUGUGAAGCUGGACGGAGGGACUUUUCAGGGGCGUGUAGGGAUCUCGAUGGCAGCGCCACACAGCUGGGCCACCAAGCCAAAGGCCACGGUGCCACCCCACUAUUAUUCGGGGUUCCUGGAGAAGAGGAACGCCUGGGAAAAGGAGUACAAAAAAUAUUGGGCAGGUCUCCGAGAACUCAAUCUCUAUUUCUACAACACCAGCAGAGAUGCCCAGCACGUUGAGAAAAUUGACCUGGCUGAUUUCCUGUCCCUUGCCGACGACAACCCCCCACAAACUGUGGCUGCCUGGCCUGCGGACGGAGCGAGGCUGAACUUGAAAACGCGAAGCCAGGAAUUGAAACUGAAGAUGGAAAGCCUUGAGUCGCGAGAGAUAUGGAAAGGUUUUAUUCUCACGGUUGUGGAGAUGAAAGUUCCAUCCACCUUGAGUUUGCUCCCGGGUCACUUCUGUAUGUUGUCUGAAGCACUCGAGAAGGAAAAGGAACGUCGAUCCAAGGCUGACAUGAGAGUCGAGAAGCCACUUCCAGAGUGUUUCUUCAGGGUCUCCAGGACGGAGGCCGAAGUCCUUCUGGAGAAGAACGAAAACUGUGGGAAUAUGUUGCUUCGGCCCGGAGGGGAUGGCAAGAGCAUCUCCGUGUCCACCCGGCUGAAGGCGAAUGGGACCGUGUCUAUAAAGCACUAUAAAAUCAACGUGACCGAUGGAGAAUACAUCAUUGAUGUCGAAGAGCCGUAUCGCUGCUCUUCGCUUGCCAAGGUGGUGGAUUUUUUUGUAAACAGCAGCAAACGCAUCCUCGUGCCCCUGUCUCUCGACGAGAGCUACGCCAUGACUAUAGAGAUUGUGGAGACUGAUAAAGAAAGUGGAGAGACUGCCUUGGUGGCCCCGCGCUUGCCCAGUAUCCUGCCACGACCCCCAAGAGCAGGUGUACCUGGAGAAGGAAAGAACUCCCCGUCUCCUAAAUGCUUGCUUCCCCCUCCACCCUUCCAACCCCCACUUCCCGCACGGACUGCCAAGCCCAAGCAUGUGUAUGAGGCAGAAGAUGUCCCAGACCAGACAUACGUGAAUGACGAAGAUGUUGCUGAGAUGAGACAGGCCAAGCCAUUCAAAGAGUUCAAAUCCGUCCCUCCAUUCCCAACUACCGGCAAAUCUCCCUGUGGAUCCGGCCCGAGGAAAACCGGACAGGCGCUCCCUUCUCGCCUAGCAAUGUCAUUACCUAGAAGUUUCUCCACCGGGAUGUCCGAGGAACUGGAACGCAAACUUCAGGAACGGAGGGCGACCCUUCAGGAAGACUGAGCCGUCUGCACCUCUCGCCAACAGGCUGCUGAAGAGCCAAGGAAAGGAUGGGUUUUUCCUGUUUUUUCUGCAUAAGUCUUCCUCUGCUCUGUGUCCCCGGGUGAUCUCGUAGCCGUCCGUCCUUCCCAGAACUGUUCUCCUGCCUCAAUAGGCAGGACUUGAUCACCGCCAGGAACCAAGUUGGAAACAUCCGCUUCCCGGCACUGUUCGAAAAAGGGCAAAGGGUACCCUUAAGAGGCUAAACCUUGCGCAUUCCCCGUUUCCAACUCUCCCUGAGCUGUUGAGAUGCUCCCCGUCCAAAUUGCAAAGAGAGAGGGCCGGCUUUCUGAAAGGGCGGUUGCAAAGGACAGAAAAGGCCAGUUUGUUGGCGGCUGCUAAGGGGAGCAUGUUAUAGCAGGAGCAAGGAGACAUUUCUUUGUCCACAUCCCUUUUUGCGCAACCGUGCAGGGAGUCAAGAACGCAGAAACGAAUGGAUGGAAAUUUUACCUUUGUGCGCUCGUCUCCCCCCCCCCCCAACGCACAUUCACCUCCGCUGGAGGUCCUCGAAAUAAUAUAAAUGGGCGAUCUCUUUCAGCAUGAGGUGCCUACUCAGAGCUAAAUCCCCACCAUGCAAAAGGAAGCGGGGCUGAUUUCUGUGCGGAUGUGCUCAGGACAACAGCCUCCAUUUCUCUCCAAUGGAAACUGAAAAAACUCUGGCCUGGGGGGUAGCAGGGAGAAGCGCGGUGGUUCGUGCUGGGAAGUUGUCGCUUGACGUCGCCGCCGCUUGAGCAGGGAAGAGCUGGAGUUCUCGUCUUCUGUGCAAAAGGUCCAAACACUGCCAUCAAAUGGCUCAAAUGAUAAUUUUGGUUUUGGGAAACUGGACUGGUAUCACAAAGCCGACACCAAAUAAAGAUAUCCGAUAUCCCUUUUUAAAAAGAAAGAAAGAAAUUUUUUUUGUCUCUUUGAUACGUUUCUAUAGACACACGUGUUCAGCUUGGUUGUUUGUUGUGUCUAAUGUCCCACUUUCCCCACAGGGAGCUCAUACAUAGUUAUUCUCACAGCAAUACCAGCGAGGUAGGCCAGACCGAGAGGCAGAGGCUGUCCAGCGAGCUUCAAGGCUGAGCAGGGAUUUGAACCCAGACCUCCCAGGUCCUAGUCCAGAGGGUCAGCAAACUUUUUCAGCAGGGGGCCUGUCCACUGUCCCUCAGACCUUGUGGGGGGCCGGACUAUAUUUUCUUUGGGGGGGGGAAAUGAACGCUUUUCGGCCACCCGCAAAGAGGCCUGAAGAUGCUUCGUUUUACCUUUCCCAGUUGUCGUCCCAAUAGCCGCAGUUGGGCUUCUCCAGCCAGCCAGGCGCCAUGGCGGGGUAGGAGUCUGCGUUGGCCGGCAAAGACAGAAGCAGGAGCCCCGGCGGAGGAGCCGCGGAAGGAGGUAGGGGAACCGGGGCGUCGCCGGAGCUUUUACCUGCCACCUGCUGCUGCUGCUGCUGCUUUCCGAGAGGCACCGCGGAGAAGAAGACAGAGCCGGCCGCCAACCCGCAAGUGGCAGCCGCGGCCAACGUGACAACCCGCCUGAACGCCAUGGGAGGAAUGAAGGAGGGCAGGAAGCAGGCAGGCAGGCAGCGAUGAAGAAAGCUCACGAGGAAGCGGCGUGGAGAAGGGGCGCGGAGAAGGAAGGGCAAGACUGAGGGAGAGAGAGGAGGACCAGGGGGAAAAAGCAGCGGCAGUUGGCAGCACAUGCCCCCUUCACAGAGCUGCCCUGCUCAGGCAGGCAGGCGGGCGAACCAACUCCCGCCACCUGGUGUGGGACAAGAUUGCUCUGUCUCUGAGGAGAAAAGCGCUGCCGUGUGAGGGAGAGGGAAAGAACGCGCACACUGGCGAUCCACACGGCGAUUCCCGGACCGUCCGCGGGCCGGAUCUAGAAGGCAAUUGGGCCUGAUCCAGCCUGCAGGCCUUAGUUUGCCGACCCAUGUCCUAGUCCAGGGGUUCCCAAACUAAGGCCCGGGGGCUGGAUGCGGCCCAAUCGCCUUCUAACUCCGGCCCACGGACGGUCCGGGAAUCAGCAUGUUUUUACAUGAGUUGAAGGUGUCCUAUUAUUAAAAAUGCAUCUCUGGUCUUUAAGCAGAGGCUUGACAGGCAUAUGUCAAGAAUGCUUUGAUGGUGUUUCCUGCUUGGCAGGGGGUUGGACUGGAUGGCCCUUGUGGUCUCUCCCAACUCUAUGAUCCUAUGAUUCUAUGAUUCUAAUUACUGAAUUUAUAUUGCACUCCUUCCUCCUGGGCAGCAAUUCAAAACAAAAGACAGUGUUGUAGAGAAGUCACUUGAAUUCACUCUAAGGACCCCACAAAUCCCCAGAAGCCGCUGGGUUGUGCAGAAAACUGAAAUUUAUUGUUAAGGCUGGAAGCUGGUUGUGUGGUAUGAAAGUAUCGUUUUCUAAAAAACAAACAAACCAACAACUCUACAAGCUUGUAGAUUAAGGAGGUACUCUGUUCGUCAACUGUGGUCCCCCCCCCAUUAUGCCACCAUAUGACUGCUGUCUAGGUAGGGCAAUAAAAGUGUGGGGGGGAAAUAAAAACAGAACGUUUGUGGUGUAAAAGAGGUCAUGGGGUUGCAGCAGGGAGUUGCAGGAUAUACACCAAUUGCAGUCUGGCCACUGACCAAACCUUGGCAGGAGGAAACAGUGCUGAAAGCGGGAGCACAUCUGACCGCCCCAAUAGCAUCUUGAGCACAAACCGUAAUUGUUGUUGUUGUUUAGUCAUUUAGUUGUGUCCGACUCUUCAUGACCCCAUGGAACAGAGCACGCCAGGCACUCCUGUCUUGCAAUGCCUCCCGCAGUUUGGUCAAACUCAUGUUCGUAGCUUCGAGAACACUGUCCAACCAUCUCGUCCUCUGUCGUCCCCUUCUCCUAGUGCCCUCCAUCUUUCCCAACAUCAGGGUCUUUUCCAGGGAGUCUUCUCUUCUCAUGAGGUGGCCAAAGUAUUGGAGCCUCAGCUUCAGGAUCUGUCCUUCCAGUGAGCACUCAGGGCUGAUUUCCUUCAGAAUGGAUAGGUUUGAUCUUCUUGCAGUCCAUGGGACUCUCAAGAGUCUCCUCCAGAACCAUAAUUCAAAAGCAUCAAUUCUUUGGCAAUCAGCCUUCUUUAUGGUCCAACUCUCACUUCCAUACAUCACUACUGGGAAAACCAUAGCUUUAACUAUACGGACCUUUGUAGGCAAGGUGAUGUCUCUGCUUUUUAAGAUGCUGUCUAGGUUUGUCAUUGCUUUUCUCCCAAGAAGCAGGCGUCUUUUAAUUUCGUGACUGCUGUCACCAUCUGCAGUGAUCAAGGAGCCCAAGAAAGUGAAAUCUCUCACUGCCUCCAUUUCUUCCCCUUCUAUUUGCCAGGAGGUGAUGGGACCAGUGGCCAUGAUCUUGUUUUUUUUGAUGUUGAGCUACAGACCACAUUUUGCGCUCUCCUCUUUCACCCUCAUUAACAAACCAUAAUAAAUGCAUGAUAAAAAAACCAGAGGGAACUUUUGAGCAGGCAGUCAGGGACGUUGUCAUUUUAAAGGGUCUCGGGGCCACCGACCACGUUCCAAACAGCUAUGGUUCUGCUCUGAAAUGAGCUGUUGCUCUUUAAAAGAGAGGGAGGGCAGGUACAAGGCCCCAGCUUCAAAUCCAGCCUCGUUGCACAAGGUUGGGCUGGGAAAGAGUCCUGCCUGAAACCUUGCAGAGACGUGGCCGCUCAGUGUUGACUGUACUGAGCCAGGGGGACAAAUAAUAUAACUUGGUACAAAUCGGUUCAUGCUGGAGGAGACCAAACACCAGCUUUGCAUUGCACAAGGUUCUGGGUUCAGUUCCUGACAGCUCUCUUAAAAAAAAUACUCCUGCCAAUCAGAGGAGACCUUACUAGGUGAUAUGGGCAUAGGGUCAGAUGUGGUACUAUAAGGCCCAAUACUAUGUGCCUCACCUGUUUCUGACAGUUUCCUGAGUGCCACUGGGAUGCCACCCAAUUUAAAAGACUGCCAGGUUAUUUCAGAAUGCCUUGCCAUUUCUAUUGCAAUGGGUUAACCAGGGGUCCCCAAACUAAGGCCUGGGGGCCGAAUGUGGCCCAAUCGCCUUCUAAAUCCGGCCCGCGGACGGUCCGGGAAUCAGCAUGUUUUUACAUGAAUAGAAUGUGUCCUUUUAUUUAAAAUGCAUCUCUGGAUUAUUUGUGGGGCAUAGGAAUUUGUUCAUUAUUUUUUUUCAAAAAAUAGUCCGGCCCCCCACAAGGUCUGAGGGACAGGGGACUGGCCCUCUGCUGAAAAAGUUUGCUGACCCCUGGGUUAAGCCUUUCUGCAUUUGCAGUCUUCUCUGAGAGUCCUGUGUCCGGGCUGCCCAUUGCUGUUGUCUCCUGCUUGGGAAUGGCUUGCAUCAAAUCUGCCCCAAACUCUUUCAUAACCACCCUCAUGAUUCUCCUCAAAGGAUUAGGAAGAUACGGCCAGCUUCCUUUCUGGAAGCAAAGAUGAGAAAACUAACCUGCCCUUCCCUUGGUCUCCUUUUUUUGCGGAGCAUCGUUGCUAUGUGGGGGUGGGGGAAAAGAAAAUCUUUCCUUCCCAUCCUGCCAUUCUGAGGAUCAGUCCACGUUUUCUGGGGCCAAAAACUGCGCAAUGGCAGGCGGGUUUUGGGAGAGCGGAGGCCCAGACUUCCGACACCACAACAGGUUGGUUUCCGAUUGCCUUGCCUGGGGCCGGCCCAAGCCAUUUUGGCGCCUGAGGCGAACCGCAAAAGGGUGGCCCCCCCUUCCCAUCCGGGAAGAAGGGGUGAGUGAAAAUCUACAAAACAGAAACAAGGGGGGGUGGAAUAAUGGGUGUACAUUGAGAUCUGCUGCCCCUGUGGCUGCUUCUGCCUGAGGCCAUAACUUCACCUUGCCUCAUGGGCCCUGAAUGCAGAUCUACAUUGGGUUCCGCUGCCCGAGGCUAUCGCCACACCUUGUCUCAUGGGUGCGCCAACCCUUGCCAAAGACUUUUAAAAGCCAAUGGGCAGAGGUGCGUGCCCGCUGACCCCAUUCAUGGCCUGCACUAUCCUUUGUGUGCGCGCCCCCCCCCACAAAUUAUGCAAUGUCAGGACUCUGUGCUCCUUCGUUUCAUUUGCAUAACGUCAGAAUUUGGACCGAGUCACCGCAGAAUGAAGGGGAAAAAAAACAGAACAAAACUCGACAUGGGCUGUACACGCGGCAGCCUUGCAGGCUGGUCUUCUCUCUCUCUCUCUCUCUCUCUCUCUCUCUCUCUCUCUCUCUCUCUCUCUCUCUCUCUCUCUCCGCCUUUUCCAUACGUUUCUGACCAUGCAAAACCCUCGGCCCCACAUCUCGUCAAAGUCAAAAGUGGAGAUUUGGUGUGAUGGUGCUGGGGAGCCCCUGUCCCCCAUAAUCAAUGUUUUUACAAUCAUAGGCAGAUAAAACAAACCAAUACAUUCAUGGUG